This is a messenger RNA of Calliphora vicina (urban bluebottle blowfly), 3611 nucleotides long. Its product is annotated as juvenile hormone esterase. Bases 1 to 2316 code for a protein of 771 amino acids. The record is from RefSeq and is a predicted model, not a curated record. NCBI's taxonomy places the organism in Eukaryota, Metazoa, Arthropoda, Insecta, Diptera, Calliphoridae. The transcript has 8 exons. Gene Ontology annotation, molecular function: serine hydrolase activity.
AUGGCUUGUCGUCGCUCAUUGGAAUAUGUGACUGCAUUAGCAGCAAUUGCAAUGGCUCUUGCUCUGAUUGCAUUCGCAAUAUCGGUCACAAACCUAAAUCGUGAUAAUCGUGAAAGAAAAGAAAACAAUGAUUUUAAUACAACAAAUAGACAACAAAUGGAAAAUAACUCCGAAACACAAUUACUAAUUGGAACAACCACAACGAACAAUAAUUUAAUAAAUUCGACGAUAAAAUCAACUGAAAUAUCAAGCUCAGCAACGGAAACAGCUACGUCAACGACAACGACUACCGCAAGUACAAGCACAAGUACUUCCACUACUACUACUACUACAGCAUCAACGUUGACUCCAACCGAGGAAAACAAUAAUAUUCAUAUUGUAUUGCCGACUAUUAAAUCCAUGGUAACAGCAGUGACAUCAAAUAACAUUUUACCGGUUGAUGAUGAUGUUGCCGAUGAUGCUGCUGUUGUUAUCAAUAAUAGCUAUGGUGAAUUUUUAACGACAACAAUGUCUUCCGCAAUUGAUCCUUCAACAAUAGAGGAAACCACAGCAUGGAAAACACUGACAUCACAUCCAAAUUCUCUGGUACAAUUGUUACCAUCACGUGCCAUGCGUGUGGUGCAAGAAGUUGUAAGGUCAUUUCGUAAAGAUACCCAGGUGAUAGUAACAACAUCGGCGGGUAAAGUAAGGGGGCGUUUUCAAAAGUAUCGUUCUGGUGAACGUGGUGGUUAUUACAGCUUUAAAGGCAUACGUUAUGGACAAGCACCAGUGGGCGAUAGAAGAUUCCGAACUGCAGAACCAGAGAAAAGUUGGUUGGGUAUAAGAGAUGCCUCUAGAGAGGGUAAUAGUUGUCCUCAUAAAAAUAUGAUUUUAGAUACAUUUAAGGGCAAUGAGGAUUGUUUGUUUAUAAAUGUAUUUACACCCAAAAUGCCCAAGGGAGAAUUCAAUCCUGAGUUUCCCGUUAUGGUUUGGCUACAUGGUGGUGGCUAUUCUUUUGGCUCUGGCAACACAUUUUUAUAUGGUCCCGACUAUUUGGUGGCUGAAAAUGUUGUAUUGGUUACCUUAAACUAUAGAUUAGGUCCUUUGGGCUUUUUAACGGCUGGACCCGAUGCCCCCGGUAAUCAAGGUUUAAAAGAUCAAAUUUUGGCCUUAAAAUGGGUGCGUGAUAAUAUAGGUGCCUUUGGAGGAGAUCCUAAUCAAGUUACGGUGUUUGGAGAAUCGGCUGGUGCUUCUUCAGUGCAAAUGUUAUUACUGUCUCCUUUAGCUAAAGGCCUGUUUCAUCGUGCCAUUUCCGAAAGUGGUUCGGCUUUAAAUCCUUGGUCUAUGGGUGAAAAUUCAGUGGCCAGAGCUUCUAGAUUAGCAUCAAAUUUGGGCUAUGUAGGUGCUAAUACUACAGAAGAUAUCUUAGAAUUUCUGAGAAGAGCUCCUGCCAUGAAACUUGUGGAAGCAGCACCUACCACCCUAACCGAAGAAGAUUUCCGCAAUAAUAUUGGUUUACCAUUUGUACCCGUCAUUGAGGGUUAUUGGAAUAAGGAGGGAGAGAAAAAUGUCUACUAUGAAACACCGUUUAUAACAGAAACACCACAAGAGUUGUAUAAGAAACAUAAGUUCCACAAAAAUAUCCCAUACAUGACAGGCUACAAUACACACGAGGCCAUGUUAUUUAUAAGACGUUUACGUAAAAAUCCCCAACUAUUGCAGAUUAUUGAAAAUGACUUUGACCGUUUGGUACCUCAUGAUCUCAAUGUUACAGACCAAUUAGUUCGUGUCAGCCGGGAUAUACGUCAAUUUUAUUUGGGCUCAAAACAAGUUGGCAUCGAGUCGGUCGAUGAAAUGAUUGCGUUACUCACCGAUUUGAUGUUCCUGCAAGGUAUAAGACGUACAGCCAGAAAUCAUGCAAAAUAUGGCAAUGCUCCAGUCUACAUGUAUCGCUUUUCAUUCGAUGGUGCUUUAGGUUUAUAUAAACGCAUGUUGGGCCUACAAAGGCCGGGUGUAUGUCACGGUGAUGAAAUGGGUUAUUUAUUCAAAUUUGGUUUCUUUAAUUUGAGUUUAGAUCCAAAAUCAAUGGAAGUACUAGUCAAAAAUCGUAUGGUGCGAAUGUGGACAAAUUUCGCUAAAUAUGGAAAUCCCACCCCACCACAUAUAGAGGAUAAUUUACUUACCACCACUUGGCAGCCUAUAAAAGCCAAUGAUGUUAUGGAGAAUUUAAGUUAUAUGGAUAUAACCAAAAAUCUUGAAAUGAAAGUGAAUCCGGAACUUGAACGGCAACAGUUUUGGGAUUAUAUGUAUGAGCAUUACAAUGGUAAUGCCAUGUAGUUUUAUAAUCAUAUACAUACAUAGAGUACAUAAAUACAUUAAAAACAACAUACACAUAUUAAAUUUAAUACAUUUUGUUAGACAAAAUACAUUUUCAAUAAAAACUGAAACCGUUAACACCAUCAUAACAUUUUUUUUACACAAAAAUACAUAUACAAUAUUUAAAUAAAUGAAAUUUUAUAACAAUAGUGCAUUAGAUAUGUUCAUUAACCCGGCAAUUCCCAUACCCUCGCCAAAGGGAGAAACAGUUUGUUUUUAUUAAAAAUAGUAAAUAUACGUCUAGUUUACACUAUAAAUAAGUUUAAAAUAAAAAAAAAUGUAGCUAGUUGCGAUUUUAUAGCGGGGUCACCAAUAGGUGACACUGGGCAGAGAAAAAAUAAUUUUCUAAAAAUACUUGCUGAUAUUGUUAGCCUGAAUAUAUAGCAGUAUUUAUUAAAAAAAAUUAUUGUGAUACUUAACCGUUUGGCAUUUUUAUAACAACUUAUUUAUCAUAAGACACACACCAGUAUGUUAAAAUCAAAAACACUGCUUAAAGAUUUUUAAAAAUCCCCUAGUUAAUAAAAUUCUAGCGUUGCCAAAAUAAAAUCUGAUAUAAAACAGGAUCUUAUCUGUAUAUAAAUAAUAUCAAUAUUUAUCAGUGAUAUCUGUUUCUAUGUUUAAAACUACCGUUAAUCUUUGUCACCUGUAGGUGACACUGGGAAUUGCCGGGUUAACAAAAAACUAAUACGAAUUAUUACAAAUUAAAAAAAAAAAACUUUUCAAUAAAAAUUUGUUUAACAAAUUUUAAUAAUUCUUGAUAGAACAAUACUAUUUUAUUCAUUUACUAAAAACUAUUACCAAUUAUUUAAUCUUGUUCAUAUACUUCUAAUAAUUCGUGAUAGUGGUUUGUUACAGAACAUACCUAAUAAUUAUCCUCAAAAUUUAAUCUCUUCUAAAUCAUCUGCCAUUUUUACAAAAAAAUAUUAAAAAAAACUGUGUUUUUUUACAUUUCACAAAUAUAAUAAUAAUAAUUUUAGUUUAGCUUUAGUUUUAACAUAUGUAAUUAUUAUUAUUUUUUUAUAUAUACAUAAAAUAUGUUAUUUUUUUAUUUAAGUUCUUCUUUGAAUAUAAAAAAAGCAUUUAAUAAGUUAUUGUAUUGUAAACAUUGUAAAUAGUCAAAGAAAAAUAUGUAUACAAAAUAUUACAAAUUGUUUUUCUAAUAUUCAACAGAUUUGUUUAAAUUAUUUCCAAAUAAUUUGUUGUUUAAUAUAAACGUUUUUUUAUACAUAAAUAAAAUUGAAAAUUAAACAAAAUAA